Messenger RNA from Drosophila eugracilis, 574 nucleotides. RefSeq names its product NADH dehydrogenase [ubiquinone] 1 alpha subcomplex subunit 5 (gene ND-13B). The transcript is spliced from 3 exons. The record is from RefSeq and is a predicted model, not a curated record. Bases 93 to 467 code for a protein of 124 amino acids. NCBI's taxonomy places the organism in Eukaryota, Metazoa, Arthropoda, Insecta, Diptera, Drosophilidae. Gene Ontology annotation, biological process: respiratory electron transport chain.
AAACUUUUGACAUUUUCCAACACUAAGCAACAGCUGUUACAAAAUAGUCGUGCGGAAAAUAAAGCAUUUUCUGCUAAAAAUCUAUUCCAAACAUGGCCAGGAUUGUUAAAGCGUCCACUGGUUUAACCGGACUUGCCGUGUCGUCCAAUCCUCAUCAUGCCCUGAGUGCUCUAUAUGGAAAGAUCCUGCGGGCUGUGUCCAAAAUGCCACAGGAUGCCAGCUACCGGAAAUACACGGAGCAGUUGGUCAAACAACGCGCCGAUGCGGUGGCCCAAAACAAGGACAUUGCUGCCCUGGAAAAAGCCGUCGGAUGUGGUCAAGUCGAAGAACUGAUUGUCCAGGCUGAGAACGAGUUGGUGCUGGCCCGCAAAAUGCUCGGCUGGAAACCAUGGGAGAAGUUGGUCCAAACCGCACCUCCCAAGCAGUGGGACUGGCCACCUGCACAGAUCCUGGAGCCCAAGGUUUAAACACCUUCAAGAUUUUUAAAUAGUACUAAUUAUUCUACACGAAAUGGAAAUGAGAAGAGAGCAAUAAAUCCGUUGAUAAGUCAGAGGCAUUAUCAGCUACAAAAUUA